CCCGUGACUGCUUGCCAACUUAGAGUGUGUGUUCACUGCAGACGGACCUUUGCAGAGGUCAGUGGGUGUGUCUGCUCUGGAGCUAUGAGGCCUAGCAUGGGCGGCUACAUCCGUUCCACAUGUCAACUGGGAGCUCCAGACACCAUCCUAGAAGGUCAGUGUCUCCCUCAAGAGCCCCCUCAUCCAGUAAGACCUGGGAGACUCUCCACUGCCACUGACACGGGAGAACGAGCGUACACACUGCCUCUCUCCAGCUACGGACCUCAUGGACACUCUGUUCUCUAGAAUUGGGAGGGUGUUCACUCCUGAAGCUGUGGGGCUGCUCAAAAGGAAUUGAGGUGGAGGGCAGUAAAGCCACAGUGCACACGCUCUGCCACAAUCUGAACCAAUCAUGAAGCCAGUGACAGGCUGUGGUGGAGGAGGAUUUUGUGGAGAAUAGCGUGGGUGCCCACUGCUUCAGGUAAAGAGUAGUGGCUUCA
Molecule: messenger RNA, 479 nt
Organism: Geodia barretti
Lineage: Eukaryota; Metazoa; Porifera; Demospongiae; Tetractinellida; Geodiidae
Source: the annotation of a GenBank genome assembly